This is a messenger RNA of Molossus molossus (Pallas's mastiff bat), 1050 nucleotides long. It is a transcript of the gene RSPH14, whose product is annotated as radial spoke head 14 homolog. The record is from RefSeq and is a predicted model, not a curated record. NCBI's taxonomy places the organism in Eukaryota, Metazoa, Chordata, Mammalia, Chiroptera, Molossidae. The transcript has 6 exons. The coding region runs from base 7 to 1029 and encodes 340 amino acids. Gene Ontology annotation, molecular function: protein binding.
GGAAAGAUGGCCCACACCCAGAUCUCUAUGUACCUGCCCCCCGAUGUCAACCCCACCCAGGCUGCCAUUGCCUAUGGCUGUCGGGCCCUGCCCAAGCUGAAUGAGGAGCUGCAGUCGGAGGACUUGUUGACAAGGCAGAAAGCCCUCAUGGCUCUGUGUGAUCUCAUGCACGACCCUGAGCAUGUCUAUGUGGCCAUCAACAUAGGCUGCCUGGAGAGUCUGAAAGCUUUGCUGAAGGACAGCAACCACAUGGUGCGGAUCAAGACCACCGAGGUGCUGUGCAUCAUGGCGACCCAUAAUGUGGGCAGAGAAGGCUUUUUGAAGCAUGACAUCAUCGCUGCCCUGUCCGGCCUGCUGAACGACCCCCAGACAGCCUGCCGGGAGAACCUGCACUUGGCAUUCAAGCACCUGGCCCAGCUGCCUUCAGGGGCCCUGGGCAUCGUCAGCAGCGGCCUGGUCCACUCACUGGUGUGGAAGCUGCAGAGGGAGGAGGAGAAGAUCCAGGAGCUCCUCCUGGACACGCUGGCGGCCUGCCUGCUGGAGGGUGCCACCGAGGCGCUGAAUAGCCGCGUGGUGCCCUUCCUGAAGGAGAAGCUCCUCAGUGGCAAUGACAGCAUCCGCAGCAAAGCUGCCUGCACGCUCAUUGCCGUCAGCAUCCCUCUGGAGGGCAAGAAGCAGGUGUGUCAGUACGAUGUCAUCCCCAUCCUGGUGCACCUGCUGAAAGACACGGUGGACGAGGUGCAGGCCAGUGCUGCUGGGGCCCUCAUGUAUGCCACGGUGACCACUGAAGGGAAGUAUGCUGCCCUGGAUGCAGAAGCCAUCCAGCCGCUCCUGCAGCUGCUGAGCUCGCCGUUGAGAAAGGCCCGCCUGAACGCCAUCAAGGCCCUCACCAUGCUGGCUGAGGCCCCCGAGGGCCGCAAGAUCCUGCAGGUCAGCGUGCCCACCUUCCGUGACCUUGAGAUGGAUGCCAGUGAGGCUGUGCAGCGGGCAGCCCAAGUGGCCAUCAAAGUCAUUGAGUGGAAACCCUGAGCCUCUUAUGAGGCCAGACCU